AUGAAUCGCUCAGCCAGAAUCAUCAUUCUCCUGGUCAUAGAUGUUCUCUUCUUUCUCCUCGAGCUCAUCGUCGGUAAUGCUGUGGGCUCCCUGGCGCUCAUCGCAGAUAGUUUCCAUAUGUUGAAUGAUAUCCUGAGCCUCAUCAUUGCUCUAUAUGCGAUCAAGCUCACGAACCAAACACAAACCGACUCUCGUUACUCCUAUGGGUGGCAUCGCGCCGAAAUACUGGCUGCUCUUGUCAAUGGUGUCUUCCUUCUUGCUCUCUGUUUCUCCAUCUCCAUAGAGGCUAUCGGCCGAUUCUUCUCUGCCCCGGAAAUAUCGAACCCCAAACUGAUCACUAUUGUGGGCUCGCUGGGGUUGUUGUCAAACGUCGUCGGGUUGUUCCUGUUCCAUGAACAUGGUCAUGAUCACGGCCACUCCCAUGGCAAGACCACGCCGACAUCGUCGAAACCCUCAAGCAUCAGGUCUCACAGCGGUGAACACGUUCCCAAGGCGUCCACCACGCCGCCGCGCAACAUCUCCCCGAGUCGCGCCCGUGCUCGAACAAACUCCUACUCGUCGCUAUACGGCCACCCCGCAGCGACCCGUGCCUCACUGGUGCAGACAGCGCAAGAGAUUGCGCUUGCUCGGUCGCCCUCCCCGCCUCCAAGGGGACUGCGGAGCAAGUCACGUCAUCAUCGUUCGCGCUCACGCUCUGCCAUCGGCGACGCUGACCCCGACGGGACUCUCGUUGGUUCCUCAGCCGGCGAUGCCCAGCCAGCAACAGAGUCUACGCCUUUGCUCUCCGAGACCGCUUCUGUGGACUCGCACUCGCAUUCACACGAUGCGGACGGAAACCACGACCAUGGCAAUGGCGGCCGCGACCAUGGGCAUUCACACGGGUCGAUGAACAUGCACGCACUAUUGCUACACGUGCUGGGAGACGCACUGGGCAACGUGGGCGUCAUCGCGACUGGGCUGGUCAUUCUCUACUCGUCGUGGAGUUGGAAGUACUACUUCGACCCCCUCAUCUCACUGGUGAUUACGGUCAUCAUCUUCUCUUCCGCCUUACCGCUGGUUCGCAGCACGUCGUUCAUUUUGCUGCAGGGCGUUCCCUCGACCGUGUCCAUCGAAGACGUGAAGGGCGCUAUUCUCGCGGUCGACGGCGUGCUGUCUCUGCACGAAUUGCAUGUCUGGCAGCUCUCGGAGUCGAAGAUCGUCGCUAGCGUGCACGUCAUGGCGAGCCGGAAUCACGACUUCAUGCCCGUCGCAGCCGCGAUAAGGAAGGCGCUUCACUACCAGGGCAUCCACUCGAGCACCAUUCAGCCGGAAUACCAUCCGCGAACGGCGCCGCCAGAAGAAAACUUGAAGACCUCAGCGGAGACGUCAUGCUUGAUCAUGUGUCCUCCGGACCAGGAGUGCAAUCCUGCAGAAAAUGCUUGCUGCCCACCGCCGGCGAUGGACGUCUGA
Molecule: messenger RNA, 1449 nt
Organism: Rhodofomes roseus
Lineage: Eukaryota; Fungi; Basidiomycota; Agaricomycetes; Polyporales; Fomitopsidaceae
Product: cation efflux protein
Exons: 8
Coding region: 1-1449 (482 amino acids)
Biological process (GO): intracellular zinc ion homeostasis; zinc ion transmembrane transport
Cellular component (GO): membrane
Molecular function (GO): zinc ion transmembrane transporter activity
Source: RefSeq, a predicted model, not a curated record